Cordyceps fumosorosea ARSEF 2679 is the source of this 675-nucleotide messenger RNA. Its product is annotated as zinc knuckle domain containing protein. Gene Ontology annotation, biological process: positive regulation of cytoplasmic translation. The record is from RefSeq and is a predicted model, not a curated record. Gene Ontology annotation, cellular component: cytoplasm. The transcript is spliced from 2 exons. Bases 1 to 675 code for a protein of 224 amino acids. Gene Ontology annotation, molecular function: translation regulator activity; zinc ion binding; single-stranded RNA binding. NCBI's taxonomy places the organism in Eukaryota, Fungi, Ascomycota, Sordariomycetes, Hypocreales, Cordycipitaceae.
AUGUCUUCUCUCUCUCGUCGUGCUUGCUACAAGUGUGGCAACGUCGGCCACUAUGCCGAGGUCUGCUCCUCUUCUGAGCGCCUUUGCUACAACUGCAAGCAGCCUGGCCACGAGUCCAACGGCUGCCCUCUUCCUCGUACUACCGAGGCCAAGCAGUGCUACCACUGCCAGGGGCUUGGUCACGUCCAGGCCGACUGCCCUACCCUGCGCCUGAGCGGUAAUGCCACCUCUGGCCGCUGCUACAGCUGUGGUCAGCCUGGCCAUCUGGCUCGCGCUUGCCCUAACCCCGUCGGUCCCGCCGCCAUGGGCCGUGGUGCCCCUAUGGGCGGCCGCGGCGGCUUUGCCGGCAACUUCGGCCGUGGCGGCUUCGCCGGUGGUCCUCGCCCUGCUACCUGCUACAAGUGCGGCGGCCCCAACCACUUCGCUCGCGACUGCCAGGCUCAGGCUAUGAAAUGCUACGCGUGCGGCAAGCUCGGCCACAUUUCCCGCGACUGCACGGCCCCGAACGGCGGCCCCCUCAACACGGCUGGCAAGACCUGUUACCAGUGUGGCGAGGCCGGUCACAUUUCCCGCGAUUGCCCUCAGAAAGCCGCCGUCGCCCCUGAGAUCAACAAUGAGGUUGACAUGACCAACGUCGCUGCCGCUCCCGUUGCUCCUAUCCCUCCCGUGGCGUAG